Molecule: messenger RNA, 19155 nt
Organism: Podarcis lilfordi (Lilford's wall lizard)
Lineage: Eukaryota; Metazoa; Chordata; Lepidosauria; Squamata; Lacertidae
Source: the annotation of a GenBank genome assembly
AUGCAUUCUCCAACACGAACUUCAAAGCCUCCCAAAAUGAGAAGGGAAAAAAUGCCCAAGCAGGUAAUGUCAGGGAAAGCUAAGAUGGUAAUAUGGAAAGGCUUCCAGUAGUGCCAGGAAGCCAUCCAGGGAGCAGAUCAUAUGGCUGCCUGUCCAGAAGCUAAGAAGCUGCCUGAUACUGAGUCUGGCCAUGGGGUCCGUCUAGCUCAGUGCUAUCUGCACUGGCUGGCAGCAACUCUUCAGGGUUUCGGGCAGGGAGUGUCUCCUAGCUGCUGGGGACUGAGCCUGAGACCUUCUCCAAACAGAACAGGGCCUCUACUGCUGAGCUACAGCUCUUCCCUAAAAUUAAAGCAAGAAUCUAGUCUUCAUGGUUCUGAAUUUAAAGGCCAGCUUUGAAAGGAACAUAGGAAUCUGCCUUAAACUAAGGCUGGCCUUUGAUCAAUCUAGCUCAGUAUUGCGUACACUGAUGGACAGAGGCUCCAGAAUUUCAAAGGAAUUUGUGCCUGGAGGUGCCAAGGAUUGAACCCGGGACUUCCGACUGGUGGCGGCUCUCCAGGGUUUCACGCAGGAGCGGAUCCCAGCCUUACCUGCCUGUAAACUUAUUUUCAGGGCAGCUUUUUAUAUGACAAAAUCACCAUCCUGGUGUUUUGGUCACUUAGUGGCAUCUCCUUCUGCCUCUUCCUUCAGGUGAAUGGCGCAAAGAGUCACCCGGCCCCCAGUUGUGAUGAAGAGAAUGGUCUCGGGGAAGAUGUCGAAUCCUUCUUGGGUGACGAACGGCAGCUCCAUUGCUUUGAUGACCUUACCAAAGUGAAUCCUGUGACCACCACAACUGGUAGGGCUUAAAAACAAACACGCCGCUGUGCAUUCACAUGUCACUAGAAGACCGGGGUGGUGAACCUGUGGCCCUUGGUUCACCUCGGUCCAAUUUCAUGCAGCCCUCAGCAUCACCCGGCACCCCAGGCUGUGGGCCUACCCUUCUGUUCUGCCCUGGUCUCCGUUUUUUGGUCACAGCAGGAUGUGACUGGAUUAUUCUCCCACAUGCAAAGAACAAACUCAUUUCCCCUAGUGCAAUUCUUCCAUUAUGCCCCUCCCCCCCAAAAAAUAAACCCGCCUCACCUUGGUUCUUGGGAUUGGGGCUGAACUAAAAAGAUCCCGGUCCCCCAGCUGUCUAUAAUUUAUACCAGCAGUGAGGGAAGCUGUAUCUCUCUAGAUAUUGCUGGGCUACAGCUCCAACAUUUGGAGUCUUACAACUUCCCCACUCCUGCCUUGUGUGGGGAAAAAGGGAGGCUGAAUUCGGAAACAUGAAAUAGCACAUUUCUUGCCAUUGAUGAAACCUUCCGCCAUUCUCAGUCCUGAAGUGCCUGCAAGCGAGAUACGCCAUCAACGUGUUUUACACCAAUGCCGGCAGCAGCCUGGUGGCAGUCAACCCCUUUCGGCCGAUACCGCCUCUCUACUCGCUCGAGCUCAUGAGGGACUACCACACUGCCCCCCGCCUUCAGGUGAGUGAGGGGUGGAGGGAGAACUGCACCAGCUUAGCCCCUGCCAAAUGAGAUCUUUCCCAGGAGAUGCCUGGAAAAUAACUUAACCGUUGGUGGCUUUUAAGAGGGAAGCUGUAAAGGCUGCACUUUUGGCACAGAAGGCAUGAUGAGUUAGGGAAGGUUGCAGACUUCCCAUCUGCCCUGCAUCCAUCAUCACCCUUAAGUUCCCACUAAGCCAUUAACCCAGGGGUGGGGAACAGAUGCAACCCUCCACUGCCUUUUGGACUCCAAUUCCCAUCAGCCCCAGUCAGCCUGGCCCAAUGGUUAGGGGUGAGGAGAGCUGGUGUGCAGAUCUAGGGAUCCAAGGGACUACAGUUCCCAUCAUCCCUGGCCAGGGCGGCCCAUGGUCACAGAUGAUGGGGGCUGAAGUCUGCAAGAUCCAGAGGCCACAGGUUCCCCUCCCCUGCUUUUAGUGAGCUGCACCUGACAGUAGCUUUACCCUUCCAGAAACACAACUGUGUUCACUCUUUUGCUUCUUAGGAACUCAAACCUCAUGUUUUCGUGGUAGCAGAGGAGACCUACAGGAAUGUCCAAAGCCAGAUCCCGCCUGUAAACCAGUCCAUCAUUGUGAGCGGCGAAAGCGGAGCUGGGAAGGUAAGGGAAAUACUUCCUUCAGGCAUCUCUCUGUGAUCGGCUGCCUGCUCACCCAUCUCUGGGGGAAGACCAUGUUGCUGGCUUGUGUAGGUGAAUAGCAAACAUAACUUUUUCUUUUAUGCAUUACCUCAAAGUACAAGGCUUUUCCUGAUCUGUGCAAAGUUCCCUGCAUGUGGACAGCUACCAUAUCUGAGAAAGGUGCGAUGUAGCCCUGAUGUCAUUGUUUGCCACAUGCAGGGAGCUUUCUCCAAGUGUCCUUUUGAGCCAUCCACUUUUGGUUUUGAUAACACACUGCAGUUUCCUAUUGAAUCCAAGCUUGGGAAACCAUCACUUAUUAUGACCCAGGAGUGGGGAACUUUUUUUGACCCAAGGGCCGCAUUUCCUCAACCGAUGCUGGUGCUGUCAUUUUGGCCCUAGGCUAAGACCUUAUUUAUAUGCUCAGGCAUUUUAAAAUUGUGUAAGCUGUUUAUUUAUUAUAUAUCUCACCAGGGCCACAAACAUAUCAUGAAAACAAGACCAUAAGAAACAUUCAAAAACAGUGUAAAAGCAAUCACAUUCCCUCAGCCCAUGAUUUCAGGGUUGUCAGGAUCAGUAUCUUUCAGCUAUCAAUCACUUGGGUAAACAUGAAUGUCUUUCAAAUCAUCCUGAAAAGUCAGUAUUGAGGGAGACAGAUGCACCUCCCCAGGGAGGGUAUUCCACAAACUGGGAGCCACCACUGGAAAAGGCCAUGCUGCAGGUCGGCGCCAGCUAGCCCCCCGUGGCAGCACCAACACCUCACCUGCUGAUCGCAGGGUUGGAGGUGGUGGAUUGUUUUACUUGCUCUGUAGUUUUUUGCAGCUUUAUUUGUUCUGAACAUUUUAGUAUGUGUUUGGUAUGUUUAAGACUUGGUUGGCUGGCAUUUAUUUUCUGUACCCUGUCCCGGUAUUGGCAUUGAUGGCAGGUGGGGCAAUAUUUUUUUACUAUACUGAUAAAUGGGGAAGGAGAAGGAAGGUUGGAGCAUAUGAGUCCAAGUUGCCCACAGUCAUUGGCCAUUCUGUUUAGCACAUAGGUGAGCUGAGCAGUGCCUGUUCACGCAUUCAACAGCAAGUUCUGUGCACGUGGGAACAGUCUCAAAAUACUAGCUCUUCAUUUGUGGCCUCGUUGAAGCGGCUCUCCCUCUUUUCCUCCCUGUAAACACCUUUCUGAUUCAAUUACAUAUGUCAAGAGCAGCCCACAGCUCACAUUCAUGACCAUCUUUCCAGACAUGGACCUCCCGUUGCCUGAUGAAAUUUUACGCCACAGUCGCCUCGUCCUCCACCGUCCCCAAAGGCAGCGUGGCAGUGGAAAGGAUAGAGAAGAGGGUGUUGGACUCCAACCCAGUAAUGGAAGCCUUUGGUAAAUAUGACUUUUGAAUAGAUAUAUUCCUGCAAGUGUAGCAGCACAGAUCAAACUGCCAAGCCACAGAUUGUGUGAACUGUGGUUUGGGUUCUGUGGACAGCAGGUGAACCAUGACUUGAAAGCUUCCUGAGUGGAAAGAAUCCCAGCUGGACUUUCAUUUCAAAUUGAAUUUUAAAAAGCCACCAAAUAGAAAACUGCCUUCAAAGUACUAAUCGUUAUACUUUAAGGCUCCCAGUUGUUGAUCCGCAGCCAUUUCUUAAUAUCUCCACACCUGAUACCACAUAUGACAUCAGGUGGUACAGAUGUGUGCGGCUUGGGGGAAAUGGUCUAGCAGGCCAGGAGUUUCGCAUGUCUGUUCUACAGUAAGGUUACCAUAUUUCAAAAAGUAAGAAUCCAGACAAAGGUGGUUUUUUUGCCAAAGUUGUUGAGCAAUUUUUAGUUUUGCCCAAAGUUGUUGAGCUUUUUUGGAGCUAUUUUAAAGGAAAAUUGCCAGAAACGACACUGCCGACAUGGGUUGCCAUACCUCUGGAUUUUACCAGACAUUUUUGAGAUUUCAGCUGGACACUGCUUCCGACUGCAGUAUUCUGGCUAUGUACGGAGAAUUCCAGCCAUAUGGCAACCCUCUUCUACAGUAACAGGGAUUUAUCACUGUGUCCAUAUGAAUGGUGAGCUGUCUAUUCUCAGAGUCUGUCAAUCCGCUACAUUUCCUUCCUUAAGAGGGAGAAUUACCUUGACUGGUGUGUUGUUUUUGAUUUUUGAUCAUUAAUCUGCCUCUUCUCUCGUUCUCCACUUGGGCUGGACUUCGCAGGAAACGCAUGUACCCUUCGGAACAGCAACAGCAGCCGUUUUGGCAAAUACAUCCAGCUUCAGUUAAACAGGUAUGGAUUUAGAAAAACCUCAGAAAUACACACAUACAGCUGGACAGCACUGAAGUUGGCUGACAUUGCUACCGGUUCCUAACUGCAAAUUUUGUGCUGUCUUUAUUGCCAUGAAAACAUGUGCUGAACUUGGCAUGCAUCCUUGGGGUUGAUGUGGUUCACAAACUUCCAGAUAUUUAGCAAUAUAAAGAAAAAUGAUUUCUGAGCAUUUUUCUCCAGGUCUCAGCAUCUAACAAGUGCUUCCAUCCAGACUUUCCUGCUGGAGAAAACAAGGGUUGCCUACCAAGCCCCCUGUGAAAGGAACUUUCAUAUCUUCUACCAGGUUUGUGCCCUCAGUGUUUUUUGUUGUUAUUAUUUCAAAUACAUGACCUUUCCUUUUUGCAUGUUUACAUGCGGGGGAAUGCACAGUCAGUAUCUAGCUUCUGCUCCUUUGAGGGCCCCAAAAUUGGUAACUUAAACUUAAUAAGUAUUACGAAAUUAACUGAACACAAAGAGCAAAUCCCCUGAAAUAAUUUGAUGUCAGCAGCAGGUUUCAGGCAGGGAUCUCUCCCUGCCCUGUCUGGCGAUUCUAGGGAUGGAUUCUGUGUAGUCGCUCCUGUUUAUUCCAAGGUGUGGGUUUUGUGAAAGUAAGUUUAGGCAGAUGUAUAUUAUUUAUAUUUCUGUAUAUUACUAGUACUUGGGGAGUAAAGAAAACAAUGAUGUUAACUUCUCAUUCCUUCAUUUUUUUAAAUUGGCAAAUCUGUAUGCAAGUUCCUUAGUUUAGGCAAAUGCCUCUUUGCAUGGAAAAUAUUGUAAUCGUUAUGUCUUCAGCUAGAUUUUAUGUUACAUAUGAUUGUAAUACUUUUCGUUACUUUCUUUUGUUUGUAUGAAAACUUUCCCCUCUCUUAAUAUAAGCUACAAAUUUUAAAAUAUGAAAGCAGACAUGCUGCUCAAAAUCCAUUGUUUGGCUGUUGUGCACUUUGGAAACCAUGGGUUGUAUCUGACUUCUACUCGGAGUAAACCCAUUGAAACUAAUGGGCAUGACUAACUUAAGUCCAUUCAUUUCAACAAGUCUAUUCUGAGUAGAACAGGCUUGGCUACAACCACCACGGUUUUGGCUCCAAACCGUGGUUUUGGCAUGAUGUCAUAUUGUGCCAUUGCUUUUAAAUCUAAUGUGAAAGAGUGAUUCCCUUUUCUUGCCUCAUUUUACUCUUCCCUACAUUUCUCUACAUGCACACAUAUAUAAUUUGCUGGUUACGCUACCAUGGCUUGCUUUGAGGAGAAUUGCCUGAACUGUUUACUCUUCCUUUCCAGAUUGCAAAAGGUGCCAGUCACGAAGAACGACUGGAAUGGGAUAUCCCUGAAGGGGCAAAAUUCUGCUGGCUUCCGAAUCCUGAAAAGACUCUAGAAGGUGUUGCUUUGGGACCAUGUAUCGUAAAAGGAACCUCAGCUGCUUUAGGGGAAGCAGUGGGGAAGUUUAAGAAUAAGCUUAAAUAAAUGUAGGCCCUCUAUUAAGGAAAGGCUGGGUGGUUAUCUGUCAGGGGGGUUGCAACUGCUGCUGCGUUGAGGACUAGAAACUUGUGGUCCUCAAGAUGUUGUUACUAUUACCACCUUCUUGCCUGGAUGGGGGCUAGAGAGGUGUGUGUGUGAAUGUGUGUAGAAACUAACCUACUAUACAAAGAGAAAUUUUGCAGUCAUUGCUCCGCCCAGUCAUUGCUCCACCAGGAGCACCAUUUCACAACUUUCUUCCCAAUGGGGAUCAUACUCUUAAGAGACGCACCAUCUCCUUCUCUAAUUUGUGGGUCUCUUUCUCUUCCACAGAGGACUCCUUUGAGGUGACACGAGAGGCGAUGUCGCAUCUGGGCAUUGACUGCUACACGCAGAAUAAUGUUUUCAAGGUUGGUUGAAACACAGAUCUGUGCCCCUGCUAGUGGCUUUACUAUGAUAAUGCCUCUUCUUAAUGCCUGGAAGGAGAAUGGAGAGUGGCAUGUCUCUGGCCACACUCACCAGUGGUAUGUAGCCUUCAGAAAGUUGCCCACAGGGGAAUACAGACCUUGAGGUGAAAAAGGUUCCCUACCUCUGGCUUAAAUUGUUGGCAGGGUGAACAUUGAUGACUUCCUAUCUAGAUUCUGCAGGGACGUUUGGAGUGCUGGCUCCUAGCUAACCUGAAUAGUCUAUGUGCCCCAAAGUGUUCUCCCACCCCUGAAGCAUCUCGUCUCUUUCUUUUUCCCGCAGAUAUUAGCAGGUCUUCUCCACCUGGGAAACAUCCAGUUCUCUGAGGCUGAGGACGAGUCGCAGCCUUGUGAACUGGACGACAGCGCCACAGGUGAGUCGCCAUGAUCCCUGACCAAAUCGGUUUUAUUAUUCAUUAUAUUUUUAGAACAGCUUUCAACCCAAGUUCCCAGGAUGGUAGGCAAGAAUUACAGUAGCCUCCUUCACACUAAUAUACUUCCAAACCAUGGCUUGGACAGAGAGCAUCAUGCGGGUAUUUAGAGGGGAAAUCACUAAAGUGUGGUUUGGCUUAACGUUGUGUGUGAACUUUUGAGUUGUCGUGUUCCCAGAAAAGAAUGAGUGGUAAACCAAGGACAAACUGCGAGAUUAAGUGGGAAUCUUUUUUUUUAAAUAGCCACAGAACCUUAAAAAAUAAAAAUCUUCCAAACCCAGGAUUUGCAAAGACUGCUUCCAGAUUAUUAAAGGUGCCCGUAGAGCAGUUGCUGGAAACACUGCGGAUCCGGACGAUAACGGCUGGGAAGCAGCGGCAGGUAUUCAAGAAGGCUUGCCCCAAGGUUGAAUGUGGGACGAGAAGGGACUGUCUUGCCAAGGUCGUCUAUGCCAAGUAAGUGCUCUGGACCUUGUUUCAGGAGCUGCUUCUGUGUCACCCUCUCUCUUUGUCUUUCCUUGCCUUUUGUUCUCCCCCAAAAGAAAAGGAGCAGCCUAAUGCUGUCCUGGUAACACUCCUGUGAGGUAGGCAAGCCUGCGGAGGAGAAUAUAACCUGUGCGGCAGAUCUGGGUCUGGUUUGGCUUUCACAUUCCAAGCCCAGUGCCUUAUUCACUGCAUUGCACUAGUCUCCAGGUGGUUUUAACUGCAAGACAAUGAUAAUGAUUCUGUUUACUUGAUUCAGGAGUGGGGAACCUCAGGCCUGGGAGCCAAUUGCAACCUUCAGGGCACUUUCUGUGGCCCUCAGAGCUCUCUGUGGGCCACUCCUCCUUCCCAGCCACACCCCUCACCAACUUCAUACCCCCCUUUAAAUGAUUCACAUGGCUGAGAUGUGUCCCUGAACCUUGAUGGUGCCUCUUUGCUUGUCUGGAGGGGGGAUAGAGGAGUGCGUGUCGAAAUUAGCCUACUUUUCAGAGAUAACAUUUUCUUUCCAUCCAUGUUUGCUCUGGUCCUGCGCACCACUGGCCUGUGGCCUGUGGGAGGUCGCCAACCCGGGACUGCCGCCUCUGGCUGAAGGAGGAUUUCCCACCUCUGACUCAAUAGACUUAGAUCCCUUCCUUCUAUGGAGACCCUGUCCAAAGCAACCAUCAAGCAUAUCUGAAACAUAUAUUUAAAACCUUUUAAAUCAAGACUUAAUUUUUUAAAAAAUUAAGGAGGCACCCAUGUCUCCCUCUAAUACUGAAGUUGGGUGGUAUGUGCCACCAGGAUUGUGGCAGAGUGGGGCCACUGAGAAACAAGAGGGAGCUAUCGGAGUGCUCAUGAGCAUGCUCAGUAGCUACGGAGUGUUGAGUGCGAGUUGGGCGGAAAUAGAAAGCCGUGUGUUAUGGGUGGAGAACGGAAUGGAAUGGAGUGUCUGGAAAAGGGGAAGGCUGAUUGGCUGGAACCCUGCAACGCAGAUACUCCCCAGCUCAGUCAGAGCAACUCUCACUCAUGAUGAAAACCAGCUUGGCCAAGUUUGUGUUUAGACCUUUUCAGGUUCACAAUUUUUUAGAGCCCUGAUGGGGAACCUGUGGCCUUCCAGAUGUUUUGGACUCCCGACUCCCACCAGCCUCCAACCAGCAAAUAGCCAAUGAUCAGGGAUGAUGGGAGUUGUCUGAUCAGACAACCUUUGCAGGGCCAUUGCUUUAAAUGUUGGUUUGAGCCCCUCUUUGCAAUUCCUCAGGUUAGCUCUGCACAAAGCAUAUGUGCUUUUGGGGAGGCAAGGUGGGGAAAGGAUCAUUCUUUCACUUGUCCUAAGACUCAGUCUCAAUACUGAAACAGAUUUUAGGCUAGAAGAUUAAGCCCUGCACAAGAUCUGUGUCACAAACAUUUAGACUUCUCUGUGUCUGCCUCCUCCCUUUGUAGCUGCUUCAAAUGGGGUGCCCGUCUCUCCAGCCAACUGGGAUGGCACAGUAGCGUUUUUCUGUUGCAGGGUAUUUGACUGGCUGGUGGCCGUGAUCAAUGGAAGCAUCAAUGCAGAUCCUUCUGUCUGGAGCAACUUCAUAGGUAACAUUGUUCAAUCCCUCCUGGGUGUGGGGUAUUGACAGGGUUAUUUGGACUGUGUACACACACAGACAUAUGAAUCUUGCACCCAGGAAAUCCAGACUCUGUGCUUUUAAAAAGCUGGAUUCUGCAGCCUGGAUAUAAAUCAUUCAGACCCAGGGCGGGGUAGGGUUGGAGGCGGGGAAUACUUUCAAUUUGCAAAUAACUUUCUUUCUAGACUGGUCACAUGAAUCCCACUACACCUUUGCUUGCGGGUGAAGGCUGACAAUAUGGGGUUUUGGCCACAGAGCAAAUUUUGAAUUUUGAGGAAGUUUUGAAUUUUGAGGAAGUAUUGAAUUUUGAGGGCACCAGUCACAAGAUUGCUGCCAUGGGACAUGCACCAUGACACAAAAUGCCUGUCGCAUCUAAAAGAGCAGGAGAGAUAGGACCACAAAAUGAUGUCAACAUGCCCAAAAAAUUCAGUCAUCCCCAUCAGUGGUGGAAAAGGGACUUCAAUCAGCAACCUCCCAUGCUUGCUUAUAGAGAGAAGCUGUAUGCUCCUCUACUCCAUUCAGAACAGGUGGGCAGGUGGUGUCCAAUCCUGGCAACUGGUGGGAAGGGCCCCACAGCUCAGUGGCUGAGUAUCUGCUGUCCCAGGUUCAUUUCCCAGCAUCUCCAGGUAAGACUAGGAGAGACUCCCUGCCUGAAACCCUGGCAAGCUGCUGUCAGUCGGUGUAGACAGUACUGAGCUAUAUAGACCAAUCGUCUUGCUUGAAAUGAGACAGCCCAGUGCAGACAGGAGUUGAGCAGGAAGAGCAAACAGCCUCUCUUGUACGCUGUGGGGUUUGGAGGGGAUAUUUCUAGAGACUUUUCGCGGACACCACAUUGGCGACCCUGGAGCAGCGGGGGGCGGGGGGGGGCGGCAGGACAUUGUCUUAAUCGAAGCACCCCAGAUAGCUGGAUCAGCCACCUUGUCUCCCACCCCAACUUCCAGGUCUGUUGGAUGUUUACGGCUUCGAAUCUUUUCCGGACAACCACCUGGAGCAGCUGUGCAUCAACUAUGCCAACGAGAAACUGCAGCAGCAUUUUGUAGGCCAUUUCCUCAAAGCCCAGCAGGUAAUGCUCAUGUUUGGGUUCUCCCACGAGGCUGUUUUGCAACACCCAGUUCCAACAUCGGGGUGGGGACUUGGCCAACAUGCUGUGAGUGGCCCCACCUCCUCGUCCUUCUGUUUCCCCAGGAAGAGUAUGCUGCAGAAGGCCUGGAGUGGUCUUUCAUCAACUACCAGGACAACCAGUGCUGCCUGGACGUAAUCGAAGGCAGCCCAGUCAGCAUCUUCUCUCUGCUGAACGAGGUGGGUCCAGAGCGCUCAGGUUUCCAGUGAUUUGGGCCUACUUUGAAACCACUAGUCAUUCCUGGCUUUCUGAGAGUGCUGACAUCCAUGGAUUAGGCCUUUGGAUAUAUAUAGCCAAGACUGUGUGGUAUAGUGGUUAGAAUGUUUGUUGGACUAGGAUUAGGGAGAAGCAAAUUUAUUUAUUUAUUGUGCUUCUGCCAACCUCCUGCUUCCCUAGCCCAAGCCUGCAGGCUUCAUUCAUUCAGUCAUUUACUAACUCACUCACUCACUAACUAAACUUUCUAUACUGCCCUUCAUCCUAUGAUCGCAGGGCAGUUUACAAUAUAAAAACACAAAAAUGCAUACCAUAGUAACAAAGAAAAACAGUAACCUUCCAUCUUGUGUAUGGAUAGUAAUAUUUCAGCUCCCCAUUGGCUGAUAAGCAUUAGCACUCACACCCUGAACACCUGUAAUAAAGGGAACUUUUUCACAAAGGCAGCACAGCCUCCUAUUUACAGAGGAGUAAGAGAUUUUGUCUUGAACAUGGGUGGUUAGCCUUUUUCAGACCAAGGACCACGUUGACCGAUGGUUGACCCUCCGGGGACCAAAGUGUAAAAGGUGGGUUUUGCGAAACAAGAAAUGUUAAUGCUUUAAGGGACACAAUUUGGGUGGAAUGGGUCACAAAAAAACAUUUGACAUCACAGCAGGAAGAGUGAUCAGUUAAAAACAACAACAUUGAAAAUCAUCCAGUGAACUUCAUGGCUGAGUGGAGAUUUGAACCUUUAUCUGUAUUUUAAUAGAUUAGUUUUUAUUAUUAUUAUAAUCACUUUGUGACAAUUAUCUUUUACAUGUUUCCAGCUUUUGUGUUUUAUCUCUGCAUUUUAAUUUGUGUAAGCCACCUUGAGUCCUGGUCUGGGGAAAAGAUGGGAUACAAAUAAUAAUAAUAAUAAUAAUUAAUAACAACUGAACCCUGGUCUCCCAGGUCUUAGUCCAACACUCAGAUCUAAGACUUGUAGUUGGAGGUUUGAUUUACCCACAAUGGCAAACACUUACUUUACUGAUAGAGCUACUCUCCAUAGUGUCAAUUAAAAUUCACUUGGCAUCCCCUCCCCACUUCUGUCAGUCCAACUUUCCCCAUUCUUGCCAUCUCUCUCUCUUUCUCUCUCUUAGGAAUGCCGCCUCAACAGACCCUCCAACACCAGCCAGCUUCAAACCCGGAUUGACGUGGCUUUGUCUGAUAACCGGUGUGUUAGCAGGGACCGGUUUAGUAAGGAGCCCAACUUCAUUGUUUCCCAUUACGCUGGGGAUGUCCGCUAUCAGGUGGAAGGAAUGGUGGAAAAGAACAAGGUACACUCAGUAGUGCAAUAUCAGCAGCAGCAGCAGCAGCAGCAGCAGCAGCAGCAGCAACAAUUUAUUAUUUAUACCCCAUCCAUCUGGCUGGGUUUCCCCAGUGGCCAAUUCAGAUGCGCAGGGUCCCUUUGUGAUAGUCACAGCCAUGCCCCCUUUUGCUUUCUUUUUUUAAAUCCUUGUAAGAUUAUGCACUAAAUUUAUAAUUAUACAACAAUAAUAAUUAGGGAUGCAUUGCAAUGAUCACUGCAGAUCUCCAUGUGUUGCCUUUCAGCUAUUUGGACAGCUUUCUGCACACAAACAUGGGCAAAUGAUUUGGAGUGCUCCAAUACCUUCUUUUGGAGUGCCUUAAAGUGUGUGUUCCUUGAAGUUCCAUUGUACAUAACAGAACUUGCACGCUGUUCUCUUGAAACUGAGGCACCUUGUGUUUCUAGUGUUCCUAAAUGUUUAGCUUUGGAGCAUAUAGAACAGCAGCUCCUUGAUGUUCUUCUGCGUAGGAGCUCGCCCUCAGUGGCCGACUCCCCACCUUUCACUCUGAUAGGCUCCAAUCAGCCCAGGUGUGAGAAGACUUAUUCUCAGGACCAAUAAAGCCUCUUUCAGGCUGUUUGGGUGGCUCUAAGGCAUUGGGGACAGGGACCCUGCUGCAGAAAUAACAAAACCUCUGGGUUUUGCGCAAGACCUCUGGGUAUGCGCAAAGAGCUCUUUGGGUGCAGUGCCAAAUCGCCUCCCAGUUAUUGCCUCCUGGUCCAGGAUAUUCCCUUAAGUCACAGUAUUUUGUUAAGUUGGAAGUAUUCUCCAUCCAAUUUCUCCCAAGUUGUUUGCAAAUAUGUUGUCCUAACUAUAAUGUUUCCUCCUGCUCCUUGUAAAUGUUUUACAGUUUUUCCUCAGAAAAUAAUAACAAUUGCAUGCUCCUUGUCUUCUCUUCCCUGCUCUCAAAAAAGGACCCUGUCCCCCCAGAACUGGUUCUGUUGCUACAGCUGUCCCAGGAUUCUUUGCUUCAGAAAUUGUUUCCUGUGGAAACCACAAGCCAAAAAACAAGCACAAACGACAUCAGGACUCAGAUGAAACCUGUGGUGGUUACAGUAGUCUCCAAAUUCAAGGUUUGCCCCAUAUUUAUACCUUUUUUUCAGCUAAGUACCUUCAAAGCUGUUGUUUGUUUUUCUUCUUCCUCCACACUUCUCUGUACAACAGUGAGGGCUAGAAGCUAGUGUUUGUUAAAUAGACUAAAACCUGGGAUUCUCAGAACAAAUGGUCAUUCUGUACACAGAACAAUCGUCUGUAAUGUUAGAUUAGAUGUUUCCAAAAUGCCCAGCGGCUGGGAACCAGUUUCCCACAGGGCCUUGUUUCCCAAGCAUCCUGUCAUAGAGCUGUGUCUUGCUGAGGAUUCUAAGCAGUUUGCUAGGUUGCAAGCUCAGGCCAUGCAGGAUCAGACUCACUGUUCCUCUGCACGAAUUGGGUAUGUGUUUGUGUGUGCCCAGAGUGCCAACAACACUCACCAUGUCAGGGAAUUAGAAACAUAAAAGGCUGAGUUACGCUGAGUAAGACCCACUAGUCCAGCUAGCUCAGUACUGGCUACAUUGGCUAGCAGUGGCCCUUUAGGAAUUCGGACAAGAUUCUCUCGUUUUUUCAAAUCUUAAAUUCAGCUCUCUGCAUUUCCGCAUCAGUUUGCAAUAUAUACUUAUCUUUUUAAAUGCCAUCGGUGUCAUGGUGCGACUUUCUCUUAAUGGACACAUUUUUGCUAUGCCAUUUCCCCUAAACAAUGCAUUUGUCUGUAUUUUUAUGCACACUCCACCCUAACAUAAGAACGUUUGGCUGGAGAACUCCAGAGCAAAAUUCAGAGGCAUGUGCAUUUCAAAGCAUGGUUGUGUUUCACUCCACACAGAAAGUGCGAACUAGCUGAACUGGCCUUUAAGCACGAACUGAAAUGAAUUUCUCCCCCGUCCCUACUCAUCAGCGCUCACAGCCUGAGCGUCGGAAAUAGAGGGAAUGAUGAGCACAACGCGCUGUCCUGUGUUUGUCCCAUAGGGGUCGCUCGAGAAGCUGAUGGAGAUCCUGCACAGCACCACCCCACACUACAUCCGCUGCAUCAAGCCCAACGCAGAUUGCCAGGCAGCUCUUUUCCGAAAGGACGAGGUAAUGCACUCAGAAUUGAACUUCCAAAGCCAGCUGGGGGGGGGGGAGCUCAGUGCCGAGGCCACAUAAGUACCUGUGCCGCAGGUGACAUUUGAAUCAGGGACAUCUUAAUUCAUAGCUCUGGCCUUUAAUUUAAAGUCACUAGAAUGGGCACCAGCUCUCAGCCCUGCCUUUAAAAAUCAUCCUAUUUUGUCAGGUUCUGCAGCAGCUGGAGGCGUGUGGCAUUGUGGAAGCUGUCAACAUCAGCGCUGCAGGCUUUCCAAUUCGGUAAGGCUGUCCAGAGUUGCAUUUGCCCCUUGUUUUUGUAUUUCGGGGGACACUGAUUUGCCCAUGUUCAUCUGGAUUCCUUCUCCCUUUAGGGUGGGGGAGUAGAUUGUACAAAUUCAGGCUGAUUGCUGGCAACAACCACACUACAAUGUCCCAUCGCACCAUAAAACAAGUAGAUUGCAAGUAGAUAUCUAUCACAACAGGGAGGUCAGUCUAGGAUGCAACCUUGGGCUGCCACAUCUAAAAUUAAAGUAGAAAAAGAGAGGGGAUCACAAAAGCAGGGUGUGCAUGCCCCCCACCCCAUCAUUGUGUGGAAAGGCCACUACCACUCUUGCUCAGACAGAAACUCUUAGCACUUCUCUUCUGUUCAGAACAGAUGGGGAGGUGGAGCGUUCAGUCUUGGCAUCCAGUGAAAUGUGGGCAUGUUUAGUGUAGGAGAGGCUAAGCAGUGGGAGUUGUGUUCAGGAUGCCUCGGGCUCCACUUGUUUAAUCAACAAUGCUUUGAACUGAUUUUUUUCUCUCUCCCUUCCUUUUGACCUGGCAGGAUUUCCUUUGAAAGCUUCAUGGAGCGUUAUAAAGUGCUGAGGAGAUCACCAAAGCAAAAGUCAAAUACCAUGCAUCAGGAGAAUGGCUUCUCGCACGUUAUGGGGAACGGUGUGUUUCUUUAAUCAAGUCUCUUUCCUUAGUAACUUGAAAUAUGUCUGAAAUUAACUGAUCUUCCCCAACUUGGUGCACUGAAAAGCCAUCUAAGAGACUCUAUCAAUUCCCCCCCUUUAAAUCUCUGUCUUUCUUUUCAGACUUUCUGGUGCUAUUUCUGGGAGCCAGCUAAAAACAAAGAGCACAAUGCUUAGGUGCAGGGUCAAGUUUCCUGCACAUGUCCCAUUUUGAGUGUGGAUAAGCAACCUUAGAAUCUUUGUUUCACAUUCUUUAAAAAUUGUAUUUAUGUCUAGCUCUUGUGUGGGUUGUGAUGCACAUUUUUAUCACUCCUCAUUGGCAACGAUGCAACUGUAUUCUCCCUCCCAUCAGAGGCAGCGUGCCCCUAUAGACUGGUUGCUGGGAAUCACGAGUUGGGAAGAGCACUCUUGUACCCAGGUUCCCUGUAGGCAUCUAGUUGACCUUUCGCCUGGUCCAGCAGGCUCUUCUUAUGAUCUUAUACAAGCCAAAAUUUUAUACAAGUGGCAGAAUGGAAUUUUUCUUGAUGUCAAAAUGGCAUUGUCGGAAACCUGCUUUUAUGUAAGGAAUACUGCUACUUUAUUUUCCUCUUCUGUGCAUGAAUCCAGCACCUUUCCAACUACACUUUUUCGUCUCUCCAGCUCCACCCUGGAUUCUUCUGCUGCUCUUGCAAAAACCCGCUUUUCUCUCUAUGGGGCUGUUUCUCCUUUCAAGCAACGAACCGCAUCUCUCUUUCUCUGUUUGCUUUAGCAGACCAGGCCAGCCAGUGGAGGUAAGCACAGGGUCAGGUCUCUCGUGAGGUUAGGUCAAGCUGUAUGUGGCAAGCCAACCAUGUCUUAAGUGGUCAGCCAUGUUUUUGUCUUUAUUUUUAUUUCUACAAGAUGUGUUUGCCAGUUCAUCCUGAAACCUCUUAGCGGUUUACAUGAAAUAUUAAAACAUGUAUUAAAAUUACCAAUAAUAAUCAGAUAGUUAAAAGCUAAAGUCAGCCUCAUUCCCUCCCUCAAAAUAAAACCAAUAAUACAAUUUCUGUGAUUCUUGCAGUAAAAUAAUACAUUAUAAAAUACUCCCCUUUCUUUUCUAACAGGUUUGAUGACGGCGGCUUCUGCAGAGGACAAAAGUGAUGCUUUACACUCUGCAGUCCAGGAGAUCCUUCAGCAAAUGUGCCCCCCUGAUGCCCCUCCCCUCAAGCCUACAGAGAACCAACCCCGUAUUAUGCCAGUAUAUUGUGGGAAAACCAAAGUAUUUAUGACGAACUCUACGGUAAGGGGGACAUUUUCAGUGGGUUCUUUGGCAUGGAGUCAUCCUUACUCACAUCAGAAACAGAAUUCCAUUUCCUGCAAAUCACACCAUGUCAAUGAUUCUAAAGUGCUAUGAUGCCACUUUAAGCAGGCAUGGCUCCUCCCAAAGAAUUCUGGGAGCUGCCAUUAGUUAGGGGUGCUGAGAGUUGUCAAGAUAAACCCCAUUCCCCUUGAAGAGCUGCAGUGCCAGAGUGGUUUAACAAUCAGUCCAUCCUCCCAGGGAACGCUGGAGACUGUAGCUAAGGGAGGGGAAUGGGGUCUCGUAACCACCCUUAGCACCCUUAACAAACCAUCGCUCCCAGAAUUCCUUGAGGGAGCCAUGGCUAUAUCAUGUUAAAUGUAUUGUGUGAAUGUAGCCUUGGUUUUCAUUUAAAAACAGGAAUAAGCCAAUGUUUGGUUUAGUUUUCUUGUGUUUUCCCAAGGAGGUUGGAUAGGAAUGUACCAAAUACAUUUUUUAAAAAUGAAAUAAAUCCUAAUCCAACACUUUCAACUAAGGUUCACUCACCUGCAGGCUGUACUCUUCCCCACCCCAGGCCAUCCUCAAAAUGUGUUUUUAAAUAGUUAAAUUCAGUGACUCCUCCCAUAUGUCCGCUGUUAUGGUGCCAAAAUGUUGUUCAGUAAUAUAUAAAAAUUAUUUUAAAUAGUGUAGAAUAGCUGGUAAUAAAGUGUUUUGGAAGCUAGCACUGAGAACUGCUGUUCUUAUCAUGCCUACCUUGGCAUGUGGCCUCCAAAGGGUCUGCCUGGAAAAGGCUAGCUGCCUCUGCCCUAACCAUUACACCACACUGCAUCUCCACUCAGGUAGGUUUGCUUACUUGUACUUUAGAACAGGGCAUCUGCCCACAAUGAAAAAUUUAAGUUAUCUUCUUCCUCCGCUGGACUCUGAAACUCUUCUCACCUCAGAGGUUAAAUCAGUCUCUCUAAAAAUAAAAUAAAAUCCUUUGGGGGCAGUCCAAAGACCAGAUAUGCCUGAAGCCUGAUUGCAUGUGGCUCCAACUAACGGACUUAUUAUUUUUCUCUUCUGUAGCUGGAGCUCCUUGAAGUGGGGCGAGCCAGAGUUUUAGCUGACAAAGCUUUCUGCAUCCAGUGCUGUUGGCGAAGGUUUAAGAGGAGGAAGCUGGCUCAAAAGGGAGCGUCGGCCACAGUCAUCCAGUCAGGUGAGAGGAAAGUAGGAGCAGGCGGGUUUACCUGGGUUAGCUUUUUCAGGCCAAGGGGUUACAUUCCCUUCUUAGGGCCACAUGCCCUCAGCAAUAAAGGCAAAUUUUACUAUGGCACUGUGCUAUUUCAUAAUUUUUUUAAUAUUCAUAUACAGAUGUUCAUAAAAAGCACAAAAGAAUGGUUUACAACAAUUAUACAAUAAAUCAAAGAUCAGCUAACUAUUGUGCAGAGAUGUCUUCUUAAUUGCCUGCAUAAGCCUGGCGAAACAAAAGUUUUCAGCAGGCGUUUAAAAGCUGGCCCAGAAGGUGUUUGGCUGAAUCUCUGCUGGCAGAGUGUUCCACAGGGCUGGGCCAAUGACACUAAAAACUUGGGUUUCUUGAUGUUGUCAAAUGAGGGAAAUGACCAACUAAGCUCCUGCAGAUUAGCUCAAUAAUUGAGCUGGGAUAGAAAGGUUCAGGAGGUCUCUAAGGUGCCCUGGACCUACCUUGUUCUGGGCUUUGUGAAUGCUUACACUUCUAACACACACUCCUCUCUCUAUCCUCCAGCCAGACGAGCAAAAGCGGUAUGGUCAGGUUUCAAGGACACAUCCCAGCCAGGCAAAAAGCCUUAAGGAGGAGCCAGGCAAGUAGCCUGGUAGGGAGAGAAUGUGUGACCUGAGGAGAGAAGAGAGACCUGGAGGGCUAUAUUCAGACCCCAGGCCCACAGUUCUCCACCCCUAGGUUAGAUAGGUGGACAAACAGUCUGACUGGGUAGAAGGCUUUCUAUGUACAUUUUAGAGAGGGGACUCAGCUCAGUGGGAGAGCACUUGCUUUGCGUGCAGAAGGCUGCAGGUUCAGUCUCCAUUUGGAAGGAUCAGGUAGCAAGGGAUGAGAUGGAGCCUUCUCUCUGCCCAAAACCCCGGACAGUCAGAGCAGACAAUACUAGGCUGCAUGGACACUUGGUAUCAGGUCCUUUCCUGCUGUUCCUUAUACUCCCUUAAUGCAAUGUCUUUCUUUCUCAGCUGUUCGCUCGUGGUUGGCCAGGAAACAUUUCCAGAGGCUACGGAAAGCUGUCAGGGUUAUAAAACGGACCUGGAAAAAAUGGAAGGUAAGAGAUCAAAGUCUUCCCAGCAACUUGUUGGAAAGCUGGAAAUGAGGCUGCAGUUACACAACGGAAAAAAUGGCACCAACAAAGAUUUCUGCUUUCUGAUAAUCUGCUCCCCCCCCCCCCCCCAAAAAAAGUUUUAAAUACUUUCUGUCUUUCCGUAGGCCAAGAUGGAUGUCCUGGCCGCAGAGGAGUUGGAUGACUUAGAAGGAAGCCCCCUCUCCUCCAGCCUUAGGGCAACGGUUUCAUUGAGCGAGACCCAUAGCAAGUUGGAAAAACCAUGCCCCCUAAAUGCAGCAAUCCAGUUCUGGCCUCUUGGGCUGGUCCUUUCAAGCGGCCCAGUGACACUGGGUGCUUUUCAGAGAGACCUCGGCCUCCUAGCCUGCCUCCAAGUGCUGCAGCAGAACAACCAUCACAAGGCAGAGACCAAGCAGCGCACGCAAGGGGUCACCUCCAUCAGAGCCCUCCCACAGGUAAGGACCAUGCGACUAACACCCCCCUCCCCCCAAAAAACUGGUUGGUUACUGUCUCCCAUGUUGCAUAGUUGCUUUAAGUGAAAGGGAGGUGGACAGAACGCUUUCAGAGUCAGUGCCAGUUAGAAAACCCCAAAACGUAUGUAAAAAUAAAAAAGCACAACUCUGAAGCCUGAUGCCAAACUCUGCCCUGAAACAUCCAAGGCUCGUCCUGUUCUAUAAAGAAGGCAGGGGGGUGGGGAACCUGUGUCCCUCCCGAUAGAAUUGUAGAGUUGGGUGGAACCCUGAGAAUCUAGUCUUAGCCCCCUGCAAUGUAUAUGUCGCUGGACUAUGUAUCACAUCAUCUCUAACCACUGGCCAUGCUGCCCACGGCUGAUGGAAGUUGGGAGUCCAACCAUAUAGAAAGUUGCCUUAUUCCAAGUCAAACCAUUGGUCCGCCUCGUUCAGUGUUGCGCAUGCUGCCUGGACAUGGCUCACCAGGGUAACCCAUUUCUCCUCCUAGGGCUCGAUCAAGUUCCACUGCAGGAAAUCUCCGCUGCUUUACGCAGACACCAGGCCGCACACCCACAACUGCACCAUGACCGGCUUCAACCAGAUUCUCCUCGACAACUACAAGCUCCUUUCAGCUUGA